Molecule: messenger RNA, 4059 nt
Organism: Aspergillus tanneri
Lineage: Eukaryota; Fungi; Ascomycota; Eurotiomycetes; Eurotiales; Aspergillaceae
Product: RNA helicase
Exons: 3
Coding region: 1-4059 (1352 amino acids)
Cellular component (GO): intracellular anatomical structure
Molecular function (GO): protein binding; ATP binding; RNA binding
Source: RefSeq, a predicted model, not a curated record
AUGGGCCCCAAGAAGAAGGCUGACGCCCGUGGAGGCCCCAAACCGGGGACCAAGCAAGCCAAAGCGGCUGCUGAGCGAUCCGCAGAAACAGCGAAAGUGCCUCCAACGGAGGAGCAGAAGAAACCGUCUGUGAAGCAGGUCAUUGGCGGUGCAUCAUGGACGGGCAAGUUGCCAGUCAAUAUGCUCUCCGAACACUGUCAAAAGCAGAAAUGGGAGAAGCCGGAGUAUACGAUGCAGGCCAAAACUCCAGAAGGAUACAUGUCAUCUGUCAUAUUGAAGCGAGUUGACCCCAAAACCCGAGAAACGACUACACUCCCUCCCAUGCGACCGCCUCCAUCUCACAAGCAUCUGGCCGUACAGGCUACCGCGUUGGAGGCCCGCCAUUUCGCUGCAGUGUAUGCCUUAUUCCGCGUGUGCAAUAUGAAGAAUCUUCAUAUGAUGCUCCCGCCCACCUACAAGAAACUUUGGAAAGAAGACUUCGCCGCCAUAAAGACUGCAGAUACCAAAGAGGGCAAAGGAUGGAUGUAUGAGGCCGAUCCCUUCUUGGCCAAACAGGAACGAGAGAGUGCAGCCGCCGACUUGGAGAAGAAACGAAAAGAGAAAGAAAAGAACCAGGCAAAAGCGACGAAUAACAACUUGGUAGAUUUAGGGUUACGCUCGAGUGAUAAUAAUAAAGGCAAGAGGCUAUGGUCGCAAGCCCCGAAAGUCGACUUGGGAAGUAAAGUCCGCCGCGAGAUCGAGGGAUUACUCCGCCAGCACGCCAUUUGGAAUCCCUACAAUGUGCAAAUCGCGGAAGGUGAGCGUCGAGCUAUUAUCGAAGAGUUCGCCCGCUUGGGGUUCCGGCGCAGCCACGUAGAAGAGGCUGCGGCCACAUGCAAAGACCGGGAAGAAGUUCUUGAAUGGCUUCUUAUAUACGUUCCGGAAGAUGACCUGCCUCCCUGGUGUCUGCCGGAGAAGUAUAUGGCAGGCGUGAGUUUAGCGACCGAUGACCUUGCAAGGGAAGCGAAGAUAAAACGACUUGCCUCUGUCGGCUAUCCUACUGAUCUUUGCUCGCGCACGCUAGACAGCAAGCAAGGCGAUGAGCUGGCAGCUGCGGAGUUCCUGCAGCGAACUUUGGUGCACGGCGAAACGGCCCCUGCUGACUUCUCAUCACCAGAGGAUGAGGAUUUCUGGACCGAGGAACAAGAGACCUUGGAGGCCAUCUUCGGGGAGCGAUACCGUCGGAUAUCGUCCAAGGUUUGCGAGAUCAAGGGUGAAUCUCCCAUGGAAAAUAUAUCGUUUCGCUUUCAAAAGCCUUCUGGCCAUUACCCAUCGUCAGUGCCAGUCGUUUCAAUCCAGGCCAACGAUAUUCCUGCCUACAUACGCCUGAGUGUUAUUCGUCAGACAGUGCAAUACUCAGAGAAAAAUUUCUCGGGCGAGCUGAUGAUAUAUAAUAUACUAGACUGGCUUGAAGUCCAUCUACCAGCGAUCAUUGAAAAUCCAGGCAGGCUACGCGACAUCUCUACGGUCACAGCAGCGCCGUCUGCAACAGCAACUGCUGUAGAACUACCUACACGCCAGUCGCACAAGAAGACAAAGACUAUUACAUGGCAGUCAGGCUCCCCUCAGAGCCUUUCUAUUCGCGAGGCAUGGGAGGCUAGACAGUCGACUAAAGCCCAGCAGGAAAUGACACGGAAGCGAGAAUCGCUUCCAGCCUGGAAUACCCAGGAGGCUAUCAUACGUGCUGUCAACUCGCAUCAAGUUACUAUUAUCUCCGGUGAGACAGGCAGUGGUAAAAGUACACAGUCAGUCCAGUUCAUGCUGGAUGAUAUGAUCAAGCGCGACUUGGGCGCUAUCGCGAAUAUCAUUUGCACGCAGCCCCGAAGGAUCUCUGCUUUAAGUCUUGCAGAUCGAGUCAGUGACGAGCGGUGCGCUUCCAUCGGUGAGGAAGUUGGAUACGUGAUCCGAGGUGACUCCAAGGUCAAACAGGGUGUGACCAAGGUUACUUUUGUUACAACCGGUGUCUUACUCCGUCGUAUACAAUCAAGCAGCGGUGCGGAUGGUAAUGUCGCAGCCUCUCUGGCCGACGUCACCCACGUUGUUGUGGAUGAGGUUCACGAGCGCAGUCUCGAUACUGACUUCUUGCUGGCUCUCUUGAGAGACAUUUGCCUUCAUCGCAAGGAUAUCAAGGUGAUUUUGAUGAGUGCCACCCUCGAUGCCGACAUAUUCAUCAACUAUUUUGGCGGCCGUGACUGUGUUGGACUGGUUAACAUCCCCGGACGGACCUUUCCGGUGAGCGACUAUUACCUGGAUGAUAUCGUUCGCGACAUUGGAUUUUCCCCAGAGUUGUCGGAACGGGAUUUAGACGAAGAUAUUGUCUCUACGACACAAACUGAAGAGUCGUUUGGCAAGAUGCUUCGUAGUGUCGGGAUGGGAAUCAACUACGAGCUAAUUGCGUCUACUGUCCGGUACAUCGACUCUCAACUUCAGGAUCAGCCGGGGGGUAUAUUGAUCUUCUUGCCCGGCACGAUGGAGAUUGACCGAUGCCUGAAUGCCGUGAAGAAUAUCCCCAAUGUCCAUCCGUUGCCGUUGCAUGCAUCUCUCCUGCCUAACGAGCAACGACGCAUCUUCCUGAGUCCUCCAAGGGGGAAGCGGAAGGUGAUUGCAGCAACCAAUGUUGCCGAGACUUCCAUCACAAUCGAGGAUGUCGUUGCCGUGAUCGACACCGGCCGCGUCAAGGAAACGAGCUACGAUCCUAAGGACAACAUGGUUCGGCUGCAAGAAGUGUGGGCAUCCCAAGCCGCCUGCAAACAACGCCGAGGACGUGCCGGUCGAGUCCGGGCUGGAUUGUGCUACAAACUUUACACGCGCAAGGCAGAAGCAAGCAUGGCACCCCGUCCAGACCCCGAGAUUCGCCGCGUACCUUUGGAGCAACUGUGUCUCUCAGUCAAAUCCAUGCAGGGAGUCGACGACGUCGCCGCCUUCCUGGCAAACACUAUCACGCCACCGGAAAGUGUCGCCGUCGAAGGUGCCCUGAGCUUCCUGCACAGAGUGGGUGCCCUGGACCACGACAGGAUGACAGCUCUGGGACGAUAUCUCUCCAUGAUCCCCGCCGAUCUCCGGUGCGCGAAGCUGAUGGUCUACGGAUCCAUCUUCAGCUGCAUCGACUCCUGCGUCACCAUCUCCGCCAUUCUCACCGUCAAGAGCCCUUUCAUCUCCCCGCGAGACCGCCGCGAGGAAGCCGAUUUCGCACGAUCCUCCUUCUCCAAGGGAGACGGGGACCUUCUCACUGACUUGUCCGCCUAUCAGCAAUGGUCCGAACGAGCCAAAUCCCAAGGCUACUGGCAGACACAAUCUUGGUGUAGCAGCAAUUUUCUCUCGCACCAAACCCUGCGCGACAUCUUAUCCAACAAGGCCCAAUUCCUCACCUCCCUAAAAGACGCCGGCCUCCUCCCAGUGGACUACUCAGACGUUCAUUCUACCACCGAUCCUCGCUGGAACCGCAACUCAGGCAACCGAGCUCUCCUGCGCGCCCUCGUCGCCGGCGCCUUCCAACCACAGAUCGCUCAGAUCUGCUUCCCCGACAAGAAAUUCGCCAGCUCCGUUACUGGAACCGUGGAGAUCGACCCGGACGCCCGAACAAUCAAAUACUUCAACCAGGAGAAUGGUCGCAUCUUUAUCCAUCCUAGUUCUCUCCUCUUCUCUGCUCAAGGGUACUCCGGAGCUGCCGCGUAUCUCAGCUAUUUCACCAAGAUGGCCACCAGUAAGGUGUUUAUCCGUGACUUGACCCCAUUCAACGCUUUCUCCCUCCUUCUAUUCUGCGGUUCCAUCGACCUCGACACCAUGGGUCGUGGACUCGUCGUCGACGGCUGGCUACGACUACGCGGAUGGGCUCGAAUCGGCGUCCUCAUCUCCCGACUCAGAAUGAUGCUCGAUGAGAUCAUUGCGUCGAAAAUCGACAAUCCCAAUACCAGCGUCACUGGUGCGUCAGAGUCCCUGGGCUCCGCUGGUAAUGACACGUCCGGUCAGGUGAUCGACGUGGUGAAAAAGUUGAUCGAAUUUAAUGGAUUGGAUAAAUAG